AUGGGCCUCCGCGACAUUCUCAUCGUUCGAAAUGAUGACCGUUCUGGCGUCAAGACCAACUGGUGGAUAAACCCCGAUAUUAUCCCUCUACCUCCCAGUCGGCGAACUUGGGGUCGCACGGAGUUCUUGGGCUUUUGGUCGGUACCACAUUUGUGUAUCUCGAGCUGGACCACUGGAUCGGUGCUUGUGUCCCUGGGAUUAUCAACAUGGGAAACCGUGGCGGUAUUACUAGUCGGCCAGGGGUUAGUGGCGUAUUUGGCAAUAUGUAAUGGCUGGAUCGGUGGGAAGUGGCAUAUCGGGUUUACUGUCGCUCAGAGGGCUAUUCUGGGUGUCUACGGUUCAUUCGUCGGUAUUGUCAUGAGUGUGGUCAUGUCCAUUAUCUGGUAUGGAAGUCAGGCAUGGCUGGGUGGAUUGUGUAUUUCUGUUAUCUUGGGGAGCUGCAGUUCGGCUUUCUUGAACAUGCCCAAUACCCUUCCAGAGGGGGCAUUAAUGCAGACUAGGGAUUUGAUAUCGUUUAUUCUGUUCCACCUUCUAUCAGUCCCUUUCAUGCUCGUCGGACCCGAAAAGAUCAAACAUCCGGUUAUACUCUCGAACGUACUCGCUGUCAUCGUUAUGAUCUCUCUGACACUCUGGACCGUAAAGACCGGAGAAUUUAGAGAUCCCUCGGGCGGGUGGGAUACAGUUCAUGCCCAGACGAAUCGGUGGUGGACGUGGCUUUACGGAAUCACCUCGAUCCUUGGAUCCGUUUCGUCCGGUAUCUUGAAUCAUGCCGAUUUCACCCGGUUCGCACGAAGACAGGGGGUUCAGACCUCUGGUACACUUUUCGGAUUAUUCGUCCCGGGUACCAUCAUCCCGCUCCUCGGUAUCGUUACAGCUUCAAUGAAUACCGACGCAUCCGGCCAACCGAUCUGGAACCCCGUCGAUCUAUUGAUGGAUAGGUUAGCAAGAGACUACACCUUCCUAACCCGAGCGGCCUGCUUCUUCUGCGCAGCAGGUCUAAUCACCUCCCAACUAGCCCAAAACGUUCUCGGAAACGCGUACGCAGCAGGCAUGGGAUUGGCAGGUCUAUUCCCCAAAUACGUCAACAUCAAGCGAGGAUGUAUCAUCGCCGCGAUGCUAUCAUGGGCAUUCCAACCGUGGCAGUUUUAUUACCUGUCGUCGAUGUACCUGGACAUUCUCUCCGACUUUUCGGUAUUUUUGAUGCCAUUGACGGGGAUUAUGAUUAGCGAUUUCUUUUUGGUUAGACGUCAGAGGAUACAGCUUACGCAUCUGUAUACGAGGGAUACAUCUGGAAGCUAUUAUUUCACUUAUGGAGUAAACUGGCGGGCGUUAUUCGUCUGGCUUGCUUGUGUGGCUCCAGCUAUUCCUGGAAUGAUCGAUAAUCUUCAAAUCAAGGAUCGAACGGAAGUUACAGUCGCGGUACUAUACUACAGAGGAUUCUGUAUCUUUGGAUUCGUACAGAGUUUGGUGGUGUACUGGGGCAUUAUGAGGUGUUUCCCACCGAAGGGAUUGGGAGAACAAGAUGAAGUCGAUGUGUACGGAACAUUUGCGAGUGAAGAAGCAAUUGAUCUAGGUAUCACACCGUUUAACAAGGAGUUCGAAGUUGAAGGUGAACGGUUGAGGGGUAGUUUCGAUGACUUGGAACUCGAAGAUUUGGUGGAAGAUGAGAAGGAGAAAAGUGAGAAAGAGGAGUUGAAGGAUGUGGAUUUGGAAGAUGGGGAAGAUCAAGGAUUGUUGAAGGAGAGGUUCGGGGCGAGAGUAAUAUGA
This is a messenger RNA of Orbilia oligospora ATCC 24927, 1767 nucleotides long. RefSeq lists its product as uncharacterized. The transcript has 4 exons. The record is from RefSeq and is a predicted model, not a curated record. Lineage: Eukaryota; Fungi; Ascomycota; Orbiliomycetes; Orbiliales; Orbiliaceae. The coding region runs from base 1 to 1767 and encodes 588 amino acids. Gene Ontology annotation, molecular function: nucleobase transmembrane transporter activity. Gene Ontology annotation, cellular component: plasma membrane. Gene Ontology annotation, biological process: transmembrane transport; nucleobase transport.